AUGUCUGAAGAUGACGAGAAACGCACAAAACAACUGGAAGAAGCCAGAAAACGAGUAGAAGAGCUGAAGAACAGAAGAAAGAAGAAAGAUCAAAAGAAGAAAAAGGCCGAGACAGAAGAUCCAAGUAGUGGUAACCCAGAAAAAGAAUCCAAUACAGAGGGAUCAGUCAAUGUCAAUAGUGAAGGCAACGAAAAAGUGGAAAUAGGAAAUGAUCACUCAGAGAGCUUGGCGAAAGAAGAGCCAGAAGCUAAAGACCUUUCUCCAGAGCUGAAAAGCAUUGACACAACGGUUCCAGAACUCGAGAAAAGCAGCUCUGAAGCGGCUGCUGAGGAGGCCAAAACAGUAAGCGAAACUAGCACUUAUGAGCCCCUGGAAAGUGAGAUCCCAGAAAACGAGCUGCAGCAGGAGUCCGUUGACAAGGUGCAAACAGAAACAGAGCCUAACGACCAGGCUCUCGAAAACGAGCUACCCUCAUCGUCUCCAGAAGCACGAGAAAACGAAUCCGCCGGUGCUUCUUCCCUCUUCCCCGAAGAUUCACCCUCGUUUCUAUCGGAGCUACAACGCGAAAACGACCGCAUUGCGCUAAUAGACCUCCAAAAGCAGGUCACUAGUCUCACAGCGGAGCUUCGCAAACUAAAGUUUGUUAAUAUGGAACAAGAAACAACUAUCGAAGAACUACAGGAACACGUACAAACCUUGGAAGCUCAGUUGAGCGCCUCGCAGCAAGAGGUUGCCUCCGAAAGACAAAAGUUCGCGGAAUACCAAGCCACAGCACUCUCCCUAGCACACCAAGAGCCCCAUACUCCUCGAAAACAGCCACCUGUUUUCUCCACACCUCUCGUCGACCGCAGUGCGCUCGAUAAGUGGAAAGGCUGGAAUGUUGACAUGACUCAGUGGCGAAGCAUCGGAUCCGGACCAAUCGUGCACCUAUAA
This is a messenger RNA of Lachancea meyersii CBS 8951, 933 nucleotides long. The record is from the annotation of a GenBank genome assembly. NCBI's taxonomy places the organism in Eukaryota, Fungi, Ascomycota, Saccharomycetes, Saccharomycetales, Saccharomycetaceae.